Molecule: messenger RNA, 1004 nt
Organism: Serinus canaria (Common canary)
Lineage: Eukaryota; Metazoa; Chordata; Aves; Passeriformes; Fringillidae
Gene: NMNAT2
Product: nicotinamide nucleotide adenylyltransferase 2
Exons: 11
Coding region: 1-927 (308 amino acids)
Biological process (GO): NAD+ biosynthetic process
Cellular component (GO): Golgi apparatus
Molecular function (GO): nicotinate-nucleotide adenylyltransferase activity; nicotinamide-nucleotide adenylyltransferase activity
Source: RefSeq, a predicted model, not a curated record
AUGACCGAGACCACCAAGACCCACGUUAUCCUGCUGGCCUGCGGCAGCUUCAACCCCAUCACCAAGGGGCACAUCCAGAUGUUCGAGCGAGCCCGGGAUUACCUGCACAAGACCGGACGCUUCAUCGUCAUCGGCGGCAUCGUCUCGCCCGUGCACGACUCCUAUGGGAAAACGGGGCUGGUGUCCAGCCGGCACCGCCUGACCAUGUGCCAGCUGGCCGUGCAGUCCUCCGACUGGAUCAGGGUGGACCCCUGGGAGUGCUACCAGGACACCUGGCAGACCACCUGCAGUGUGCUGGAGCACCACCGUGACCUGAUGAAGAGAGUGACUGGCUGCAUCCUCUCCAAUGUCAACACCCCCUCCAUCACCCCUGUGAUCGGCCAGCCCCAGAACGAGUCCUCGCAGAGCAUCUACCAGAACAACAACAGUGUCUCCAGCAAGCCCACCGCGGCAAAGAUCUUGGGGAAGGUGGGAGAAAGCCUGAGCCGGAUUUGCUGUGUCCGCCCGCCCAUGGAGCGCUUCACCUUUGUGGAUGAAAACGCCAACCUGGGGACAGUGAUGAGAUACGAGGAGAUUGAGCUUCGCAUCUUGCUGCUCUGUGGCAGUGACCUGCUGGAGUCCUUCUGCAUCCCUGGCCUCUGGAAUGAGGCAGAUAUGGAGGUGAUUGUCGGGGAGUUUGGGAUCGUGGUGGUGCCCCGGGAUGGAGCAGACCCCGAGCGGAUCAUGAACCACUCCUCCAUCCUCCGCAAGUACAAAAACAACAUCCUGGUGGUGAAGGACGACUCAAACCACCCCAUGUCAGUUGUCAGCUCCACCAAAAGCAGACUGGCCCUGCAGCAUGGGGAUGGACACGUUGUGGAUUACCUCUGCCAGCCUGUCAUUGACUACAUCCUCAAGAGCCAGCUCUACAUCAAUGCCUCUGGCUAAGAGCCCGAGACCUUGCAGCGAGACAGCCCCCGUGUCCCGCCUGCCUGCAGCUCUGCAUCUCUCCUCUCUCUCUCUCU